AUGUCCCGUGGCGGUCAGAUUAUGCUCCCAGAAGAACAGAUGAAGCAGUUUUAUAAGCUUCGUGCUGAAGAAGCAAGACUUGAGGAAAAUCUUGGCAAGUUUACUGCUCAAUUAGGUCGCGAACUUCAAACACGUCGCACAAAGUAUAUUACUAGACAUGAAGUAGCAAAAUUAAAUCCAUCCACACCAGUUUAUCUUUCAGUUGGUAAAGCAUUUGUUCUCGAUAAUGUUCCAAAUACAUUAGCCACACUUCGUGCGGAUCUCGCCAAACAAGAUAAAUCUAUCCUUACAAUUAAGAAGGCUGGUAUUCAUAUUGCUGAUCAGCAAACCCAGAUUAAACUUCAAAUUGAAGAACUUGUUAAGCCAUAUCUUCCGAAAUAA
Molecule: messenger RNA, 381 nt
Organism: Trichomonas vaginalis G3
Lineage: Eukaryota; Parabasalia; Trichomonadida; Trichomonadidae
Product: prefoldin family
Exons: 1
Coding region: 1-381 (126 amino acids)
Biological process (GO): protein folding
Cellular component (GO): prefoldin complex
Source: RefSeq, a predicted model, not a curated record